Molecule: messenger RNA, 1641 nt
Organism: Melanaphis sacchari
Lineage: Eukaryota; Metazoa; Arthropoda; Insecta; Hemiptera; Aphididae
Product: DALR anticodon-binding domain-containing protein 3-like
Exons: 8
Coding region: 426-1529 (367 amino acids)
Biological process (GO): tRNA C3-cytosine methylation; arginyl-tRNA aminoacylation
Molecular function (GO): ATP binding; arginine-tRNA ligase activity; tRNA binding
Source: RefSeq, a predicted model, not a curated record
UUCUGUGAUAAGUUUUUAGACUUGACGGUUGAUGAAUUAGAGAAUUAGACUGUACGACUUACAAGUGCCUCUGACAGGUGACUACUGACUGCUGAGAUGCUGCUUUGUGUUAAUUUAAAUAAAAUAAUAUUAUAUUAUAUUAACAUUCAUUGAAGUAAGCAUUGAUUCGCAUAGUAGCUGUAUAAUAAUAAAAUAUACGUGUUAUUAAAAUAGGUACAAUAAUGUAUCGUAUUUAAUUGGUGCUUUUAGUUUUUUGCUUGUUAAAAAUGAUGUAAAUACAAAUACACUAUUCAAUUACUAAAUACUUAUUAUAGUUACAUGCAUUGUAUCAUAUACUAGAAAAAAAAAAGUACACUACCUAAUAAUAAGGUAUUUAAAAGUUGAAUCAUUCAAAUCUAGUUCAGCUGCUGAUUUAAAGUUUGACCAUGUACAUUUUGAAUGAUUUCUUCAAAGCAUUAAGAUUGUUUGUCCAAACCCAUGCGGAGCUAGACAUAGAUAUUAAAUUUCCAACGUCAAAACACCACAUUAAUGGGCACAUCCGUUUCUAUUCAACUAAAAAUUUACAAAAUCUUGUUGAAAAGUUAGUGGAGGACUUGAUAAUCGUUGAAUGUUGCUCUUGGUCUUCAAAUUAUUUAUCAAUAUGGUUAAAAAAAGAAGUAUGGGCAUCCACAGUGAUGAAAGAGAUAUUAAUGUCUGGCUGUAAAUAUGGUAGCAAUGAUGAUCACAAAGACACUGCAGUCUCAGUCAGUUCUGAUGAGUCUAAUGAUUCAGUUACAUGCUUGCGCAUUGUACUGUUGAAAGAGGCGAUUCAAAAUUUGGCCAAAAUGAAUGGCUUUAUAAUAGGAAAUGAUGGAUUGAAUUUAUUGGUGUCAAAAAAAAACAAUCCCACUAAUAGAAAUCUUAUAUUGUGUGGUAAUGUUGUUUGUAAUAUGCCAGUCAAAGAAUAUAAACAGCAAAAACAAGACUCUAUUACUAAAAUGUCAGCUAAUCGUAUUGAGUCUAAUGAAUAUCCGGUCGAUAUAAUUUCAAAAUUAUGUCAUGCAUCAAUCGUCUAUGAAUUAUUAAGUGUCCGCCACAAUAAAGUUAUUAAUACAGAAUGUGAUACAUCAAAUAAAGACAGUGGUAUUUUCAUAAUGUAUAAUUACUCUAGACUAUGUCAAAUAUGGAAAGCAUAUCAACAAGAUGUUAUUGGCAAUUACCAUGAUUAUUUACCAGACAUUGAUUCUGUUAACUUUGGAUUGUUGACUAGUAAUGAAGAAUGGAUUUUAAUUUUCAACUAUUUAUCAAUGUAUCCUUUGGUUAUUCAACAAUCUGUCAAACACUUGAUGUCAGCCAAUGUGGAUAUCCAUAGAUUGUGCAAGUUUUUAAUGGAAAUGUCAUCAGCAGUUAGCCUAUUUUAUCAUAGGUAUCAUAUUUUAUCAAGUCCAUUGCCGUUGAUGAACGCUCGAAUAUAUUUAGUCAAAACGUCAAUACAGGUGUAUGAAAAUGUUUUCCAAUUAUUGGGCAUUAAAGCUGUACGUGAAAUGUAAAUGGUACUAAUAGACAAAGGCGUUAUGGAAGGCGAAUGCCAAUGUUGAUCAAUAUCGACGUAAAAUAAUAUUGUUUUUUUUUUUUUUUUUUUUUUUUUAAUUAACCUAUACC